Molecule: messenger RNA, 480 nt
Organism: Cylicostephanus goldi
Lineage: Eukaryota; Metazoa; Nematoda; Chromadorea; Rhabditida; Strongylidae
Source: the annotation of a GenBank genome assembly
UUGCAUACCUAUAUUGUAGGUAACGCACAUGAUGAACUGCGAGCUCGCGAUACUCUUGUCAAACUCUUAACUUUGGCAUUCAACAAGACCGUAGAUACUCUAUUGAGCAAAUCCACCCUUCGACCUGAUCUACUGUUGUGCAUCGUUCUGCUCCUGAGAGUCCCCAUUGUGUGUCGAUUCGAUGCCGCGCUGGUCUCGACUCUAUCGCAAUCGCAGCAGGAUGUAAUUUUUGACAACGAAAAAUUGGAAACAUUCAGGUGUUUCUCUGAAUCGGAUCCGUUCGAGUAUCCCGUUAGCUAUGGACAAAUAGCUGACCAUCUUUCCGAGCUAGUCGGAGAGAAAUCUGAUACCAAAGUAACGACGCCCAUAGGAAGUACAUAUGAGCACAUAUUCACUAACAAGGUUGUGUCAGUGUGUACUUCAUGCUAUAACAGGUCCUCGUUCUCAAAAUGCUUCACCUCGUUUUCCAUCAAUAUGUAG